AUGGCGGCAGAGCCGGUUUUGGGUUUUCUCUGUCUCCUCCGGAGAGAGGUUCUUCGGGGGAGACACAUGAGAAUUCGCCGCCAUCUCUUUGCGUCUGCGCCCUCGUCCUCUUCUUUUCCCGCAUCGUGUGGAUGGUCUUUUUUCUCCGCUCCCGGCAUCGUUCUUCGUGCUCAGUCGUCCGCCCCAUAUUUCUGCACUGCCGUGAGACCCCGUUACGCACUUUGUGUGAGAUCUCAACACUUCCGCGCUCUCUCAGAGAAAACGCAAACAGAUACUUGCUCUGCCCGCCGCAUUUCACCCUCCCCCCCCUCUUGCUCAGUGCCUUCCUCUUCUCUCUCAUCUUGCCGGUCUGCUCGUCCUGCCGCCUCCCCUUUCUCUUCGGCCUCGAGUUCUUCAUCUCCAUCCUCUUCUUCCCCUUUUUCCCCUCUCUCUCGUUCCCCCUUUUCUCCUGCCUUCGCUCUCCAUCCUCGUCUGUUCUCCCCUCGGUUCCCGUCUUCCCUUUUCUCCUUGCCUUCUGCAUCUUCUUCGUCUACUUCCUUUCCUUCUUCGUCUCCUUUCUUUUCUUCUUCGUCUUCUCCUCUCUGUGUUUCAAGACGCUUCUCGACUCGCAGCAUCAGCGGCAGAUUGUUCUACAAACGCCGCCCGCUGCAAGUCCCGAAGCUGAAGCCUCCCAACAUUCGCAGCAAGUGGCUGGAAGGCGCUCCGCAGAAGAAAGGCAUUUGCGUCAAGGUGCGAGUCCAAACCCCGCGAAAACCCAACUCUGGACUGCGCAAAGUCGCGCGCGUGCGGCUGAGCACCGGCAGAACCGUCCUCGUCUACAUUCCAGGCAUCGGCCACAAUUUGAACGUUCACUCCACAGUCCUCGUUCGCGGUGGUAGAUGCAAAGACGUGCCUGGUUGCAACUACAAAGCCGUUCGGGGCGUGGCAGACCUUCUGCCUGUGAAGAACCGCGAGAGAAAACGGUCCAAGUACGGCGUGAAGUUGUCGUCGGAGAAGAAAGAGUGGAGACUCCAGAGAUGGAACAACAAACACCUGACCAUCGAGAAGGAUCGCGACAUGUUCAACCAGUUUCGGUGGAUGACGUGGAAGGACGAAGAAGGCCAGAUGCGCACGUCUCCGCUCGCUGACGACGAAGAAGUUCCCAGACACGUGCACCUUUUCAACCGCUGGUAUCGCCUCAAAAUGCAGCGCGAGGGCAAGGAAACCUAA
Neospora caninum is the source of this 1209-nucleotide messenger RNA. Its product is annotated as putative ribosomal protein S12. Gene Ontology annotation, biological process: translation. Gene Ontology annotation, cellular component: ribosome; small ribosomal subunit. NCBI's taxonomy places the organism in Eukaryota, Apicomplexa, Conoidasida, Eucoccidiorida, Sarcocystidae. Gene Ontology annotation, molecular function: structural constituent of ribosome. The transcript has 4 exons. Bases 1 to 1209 code for a protein of 402 amino acids. The record is from RefSeq and is a predicted model, not a curated record.